AUGGUUGCUGAAACAAAAUUAUACGAUGUUCUUGGUGUCUCUCCAAAUGCCACAGACAGUGAAAUUAAAAAAGCAUACAGAAAAUUAGCUUUGAAAUACCAUCCAGAUAAGAAUCCAUCAGAAGAAGCGGCUGAAAAAUUCAAGGAAGCCUCCUCCGCCUACGAAGUGUUAUCUGAUCCAGAAAAGAGAGACCUAUAUGAUCAAUUUGGUUCCCAAGGUUUGAAUGGUGGUGCCGGUGGUAUGGGUGGUGGUUUUGGCUUUGGUGAAGAUAUUUUCUCUCAAUUCUUUGGUGGUGCUGGUGCUCAAAGAACUCGUGGUCCACAACGUGGUCGUGAUAUUAGGCAUGAAAUCAAAGUUACUUUAGAAGAGUUGUAUAAGGGUAAGACAUCCAAAUUGGCAUUGAACAAGCAAAUUCUUUGUAAAACCUGUGAAGGUCGUGGAGGUAAGAAAGGUGCUGUCAAGAAAUGUUCUUCUUGUAAUGGUCAAGGUAUCAAGUUCGUCACCAGACAAAUGGGUCCAAUGAUUCAAAGAUUCCAAACCGAGUGUGAUGUUUGUCAUGGUUCUGGUGACAUCAUCAAUGAAAAGGAUAAGUGUAAAACAUGUAAUGGUAAGAAAGUUGAUCACGAAAGAAAGAUCUUGGAAGUUCACGUUAAUCCAGGUAUGAGAAAUGGAGAAAAAGUUGUCUUUAAAGGUGAAGCCGAUCAAGCACCAGAUGUUAUCCCAGGUGAUGUUGUCUUUGUUAUUCAUGAAUUACCUCACAAAUUAUUCCAGAGAUCUGGGGAUAACUUGAUUUAUCACGCUGAGAUCGAUUUAUUAACUGCUCUUGCUGGUGGCUCAUUCAUGAUUCCUCAUGUCUCUGGUGAUUGGUUAAAGGUUGAUAUCGUUGCUGGUGAAGUCAUUGCACCAGACUCCCAUAAAGUCAUCGAUGGUAAAGGUAUGCCAAUACCUAAAUAUGGUGGUUUCGGUAACUUAAUCAUCAAAUUUAGCGUUAAAUUCCCAGGUAACCAUUUCACAGAUGAGGACACAUUAAAGAAAUUAGAAGAUAUCUUGCCAAAGAGACCCGAGUUGCCAAAGGUUCCAGCCGACGUACAUGUUGAAGAAUGUGUUCUAUCUGAAUAUGAUUCAAGUAAAUAUGAAAGCCGUGGUAGUGGCCGCGCAGGUCAAAGCUAUGAUUCAGAUGACGAAGGCCAUGCCCAUGGAGGUGAAGGUGUUCAAUGUGCUUCUCAAUAA
Messenger RNA from Arxiozyma heterogenica, 1230 nucleotides. RefSeq names its product type I HSP40 co-chaperone YDJ1 (gene YDJ1). Gene Ontology annotation, molecular function: ATP binding; Hsp70 protein binding. The transcript has a single exon. Gene Ontology annotation, biological process: response to heat; protein refolding. NCBI's taxonomy places the organism in Eukaryota, Fungi, Ascomycota, Saccharomycetes, Saccharomycetales, Saccharomycetaceae. The coding region runs from base 1 to 1230 and encodes 409 amino acids. The record is from RefSeq and is a predicted model, not a curated record. Gene Ontology annotation, cellular component: nucleus; cytosol; cytoplasm.